Drosophila busckii is the source of this 1652-nucleotide messenger RNA. Its product is annotated as protein escargot. Lineage: Eukaryota; Metazoa; Arthropoda; Insecta; Diptera; Drosophilidae. Bases 2 to 1468 code for a protein of 488 amino acids. The transcript has a single exon. Gene Ontology annotation, biological process: regulation of DNA-templated transcription. Gene Ontology annotation, molecular function: RNA polymerase II cis-regulatory region sequence-specific DNA binding; DNA-binding transcription factor activity, RNA polymerase II-specific. The record is from RefSeq and is a predicted model, not a curated record.
AAUGCAUAGCGUGGAGCAUAUAUUAGUGCAAAAGAACUACAGCAAGUGUCCUUUGAAGAAGCGUCCGGUCAACUAUCAGUUCGAAGCGGAGCCUGAGGAUUUGUGUCUGAAGAAAAACAACAACAAUGAGCUGGCAACAGUGGUGGCCACAGUGACUGCCAACAGCUCGGAGGAGGAGCUGAUCAAUGUCAGCGAUUGCUGCGAGGAUGAAGGCGUCGAUGUGGAUCAUACAGAUGAUGAGCAUAUAGAGCCAGAGGAUGAUGACGAUGUCGACUGCGUUAAUGUGGAGCCGGACAGCAAACAAACACAAGCGGCUGCCUUAGCUGCAGCUGCUGCUGUCGCUGCUGCCUCAGCGGCUGCUGUAGCUGCUGCUGCCGUCGUGGUGCCCACACCCACAUAUCCCAAGUAUGGCCUACAGCCAUGGAACUUCCACAUGUCACCCUACACCGCUGAGUUCUAUCGCACCAUCAACCAGCAGCCGCAUCUAGCAGCAGCGCCACUGCGCGCCGAUCUGUUGUCGCCGAGCUCGCCAUCGGAUUCGUUGGGCUCGCUGUCGCCGCCUCCGCAUCAUUAUCUGCAUGGACGCGCCAGCUCAGUGUCGCCGCCCAUGCGCGCCGAAAUGAUCCACAGACCAACGCAACGCUUUAUGCCCUACAGCUAUGCAGCUGCUUAUCCAGCGCUGAGCUAUGCGCCACAUCAUCAUCAACAGCAUCAGCAGCAGCAGGCGCCGCCACAGCCGCCAGCACAACAUGCGCCCAUUUCGCCCGCAUACUCGGACAGCAGCUACUACUCCAUGCGCAGUCUGACGCCCGAGUCCAGCUGCUGCUCCGUGCCUGAAGAUCUGUCGCUGAAGCAUAAGCAAGCUGUGGAGCAGCUUAGCCCUAGCUUAACCGCCUCCAGCGUCAGCUCGCCCAGCAAAAAGGACAAAGGAUCAGCGCCGCCGCGCUAUCAGUGCCCCGACUGUCAGAAGUCCUAUUCGACCUUCUCCGGUCUGACCAAGCAUCAGCAGUUCCACUGUCCUGCCGCCGAGGGCAAUCAAGUGAAGAAGUCCUUCAGCUGCAAGGACUGCGACAAGACCUACGUCUCGCUAGGCGCGCUCAAGAUGCACAUACGCACCCACACGCUGCCCUGCAAGUGCAACAUGUGUGGCAAAGCCUUCAGCCGGCCCUGGCUGCUGCAAGGACACAUACGCACACACACAGGCGAGAAGCCCUUCAGCUGCCAGCAUUGCCAUCGCGCCUUUGCGGAUCGCUCCAAUCUGCGUGCGCAUCUGCAAACGCAUUCGGACAUUAAGAAAUAUUCCUGUGGCAAUUGUGCCAAAACCUUUUCACGCAUGUCCUUGCUCACCAAGCACAACGAAGGCGGCUGCGCUGGCGGCAGCAGCAGCAGCAGCAAUGGCGCCAGUUCCAGUUCCAGUGCGGCAAGCUCCAACUCUGAGCUAUCCUAUGGCAGCUAUGCAGAGCCCUAAGUGGCCACCAAGCUAUCAAAAAAAUUAAAACGUUGUACACAAGCCAUGUUCCACCAAAAAUUAGUUCCUAGCUCGAGAGUAAGCGCAUAAAACGGCAGCUAAACACACACACACACACACACACACCAACACACACACACACCCAGUGCAUAAUUUUUUAUUUUUAUAAACUAUUAUUUUUUUA